GUUUAUCUGUUGGUUCUGAAAAGCUCAUCAGCACUGAAGUGAAAGUUUUAAAAAAACAUUUUCUGUGUUUAUCGAUAAUUGAAAUUUCCUUGUGAACGCAGUGAGGAACUUAGUUCUGUUGGUUUUUGUGGAUUUACACAGAAAACUUUUCUCAGAAAAAUAAAUCAAAAGUUCGGUCAAAAAAGAGAGAAAAAAAAAUUCUCAAACUUAAAAACUACAGAAAUAAUCAACAGUAAUUGAUUGACUCUCUUUUAUUCGUUUAAUUAAUAAAAUCACAAUAGAAAAAAAUAUAAUCAUGAAUCAACUUGGUUUGGUAGCUAUCAGUCUAGUUUUGGUUGUGUCAUCAUAUGACGUCAUUACUUCCGCAGCACCAGCUAGCGAUGACUCUUCAGUGAAAGCCUUCUACGAAUAUUUGCUUAAUAGAGAAUAUGCCGAGCCAUUAUCCCUCGAUCAUACUAUGGAACGUAAAGGUGUAAGGUCACCAUCAAUGAGAUUGCGUUUUGGUAGACGAAGCGAUCCGGAUGUCCCAUUAAGGGAUAAUGAAAUCGAUAAUGAAAUUGAGCAGAAAUCAAUUAGAUCACCAUCAAUGCGACUGAGAUUCGGAAGAAGAAAUGAUCCAUUAAUGUCGUUACUUAAUGAGGAGGCGAUGCUUUACGGUAAUGAACCACUCAGUAGAAAGGCACAAAGAACGCCAUCAGUACGUCUCCGCUUUGGUAAACGCGACUCCUCCAUGCUUGACAAUGAAGUAAACGAUCAAAAUCGAGCUGACGAAACCAAUUAAGAAGCAUUAUCAUCAACAAUACAAUCACCCAACUUUCUCGCAUCCUGGCUUAAGUUCUCAAAACUCAUAUUCUCAAAAAACACAAGGAAAUUAAAAACAAUUAAAGCAAAUUAGUAAAAUAGAAAAAAAAGAACAGAACAAAAAAACUAUGUGAAUGCAUGAAGAAAACGAGAAAUAACAUCAACAGCAGCAGCAGCUCGUCGUCAUGUGAAUUAUUCUAUUAAUUUAUGCUCUUCAUUCUGUUUUGUUGCUGUCGGUAAAAUUUAUGUUCCAUUUUGGUGCUUAACAUGUACAUGGGGAAUAUGCAAAUGUAAUUAAUACCUUUAAGCUGAACAAUCAUACACAAUGCAGCUUACAGGAAGUUCCUUUUAAGUUUGUUAUUUAAGUUUUUUUAAAAAAAAGUUUUUAAUUCCGUUUUUGUAAAAAAAUAAGAAAAUUUUCGUUUGUAAUUAAUGCUUGUUAAGAACAAGAGUAUUUAAAAGAGCAUAAGUCAAUUGUUAGGGUGAAAUUUAACAGUUGUGUCACAGCACAAGUGCAAGAGUAAACAUUUUACAUGAUUUUAAAUGCUAAUUCGUUAUUUUAAGUGAAAACAUUUAAGAUUAAGGACUCUAAAUUACAGUUGCUAUCAAUGGAUAAUACAAAAACUUCCUGGAGGCUUUGAACUACUAGAAAAACAUAUUCAAAAUGUUCUGUGAUCUGGUGCUUUGAUUAGAGUUGUAGGACAUGCAACCAACAUCAUUAUCUGAGUUUCCUUAAGAAUGUUUAAAGAAUUAUCUCGAAGUUUGAGAUUUAAACGUUUACAGAACUAAAAACAUACUUCCGAGAUGUGAGUUCAAACUAAUUUAUGAUAAGAAACUAUAUAAGAUUGAGGAGUAAAAGAUGAACUUAAAUCAAAAAUGAGGAAUUCUGUAGCUGUCUGAUAAAUAUUUCAGAAAACUUGGUUUUAGAAAUAUUUUCAAGGUUGUUUAUAAAGACGCAUGAUACAUCCUAAGUAUUUUCAUACCAGACUACCGCAAAUUUUUGAUUUGAAUUUAUUAAGUCGCUUGUGGUUUUAAAGGUAGACAGAAAAUUUCAACCAUUUUUGAUUGUUUUAAGUUACACGAAAUACUUUUUAGACUAAAGGCGUUUUAGUAAACACGUUGAAAAUUAAAUACUUGUGCAGCAGAGCUGAUAAUGAUGAUGUUUUUUUGGGUUGUUCUGCCUUGGGUAAAUGAGGAAUUUUGUGAUUAACAAUCAACCCGCUAGAUUCCGAAAUUUGUGUUUUAGAAGCUGUAUGUCAAUAAUCAAGUAUGGAGUCAUUGUGGUUAGAUUUAUUGAAAGUUUUAAAGUUUAAUUGCUAAAGUAUUAAAUUGACAUGUUCAAGAAUU
This is a messenger RNA of Chironomus riparius, 2148 nucleotides long. Lineage: Eukaryota; Metazoa; Arthropoda; Insecta; Diptera; Chironomidae. The record is from the annotation of a GenBank genome assembly.